This is a messenger RNA of Coniophora puteana RWD-64-598 SS2, 534 nucleotides long. RefSeq names its product ribosomal protein S26e. Lineage: Eukaryota; Fungi; Basidiomycota; Agaricomycetes; Boletales; Coniophoraceae. The record is from RefSeq and is a predicted model, not a curated record. Gene Ontology annotation, cellular component: ribosome; cytosolic small ribosomal subunit. Gene Ontology annotation, biological process: translation. Gene Ontology annotation, molecular function: structural constituent of ribosome; mRNA binding. The transcript is spliced from 4 exons. The coding region runs from base 51 to 431 and encodes 126 amino acids.
GGUACACAGACGGUGUCCGACAACCCUCAAGACAUCCGGCGUUCUCCAAAAUGACCAAGAAAAGAAGAAAUGGCGGCCGCAACAAGAAGGGACGUGGCCACGUCACCUUCGUUCGCUGCUCCAACUGCUCGCGCUGCGUCGGCAAGGACAAGGCCAUCAAGCGGUUCACUGUGAGGAACAUGGUCGAGAGCGCUGCUGUCCGUGAUAUCAGCGAGGCUUCCGUCUACCCCGAGUACGUUAUCCCCAAACUCUACAUCAAAAUCGCGUACUGCGUUUCGUGUGCCAUCCACUCGCACGUUGUCCGUGUCCGAUCGCGAGAGGGUCGCCGCAACCGUGCUCCUCCUCCGCGUGUCCGGUGGAAGGACGGCAAGAAGGUGAACCCCGCGGUCGCCGCAGCAGAGGAUGCCAAGGCGAACGCAGCAAAGGUAUAAGGUACCCCUACGCUGUAUCCAUAUCAUGCACCUAUGCAUAUGUACCUCCUGCACGCAAUUCUACUCUGCACACUUGCAAUCUCUAUGCGUUACUCCGUGUUCU